This is a messenger RNA of Cydia pomonella (codling moth), 3776 nucleotides long. Its product is annotated as chromatin assembly factor 1 subunit A-like. Lineage: Eukaryota; Metazoa; Arthropoda; Insecta; Lepidoptera; Tortricidae. Gene Ontology annotation, cellular component: CAF-1 complex; nucleus. The transcript has 6 exons. Gene Ontology annotation, biological process: nucleosome assembly. Bases 151 to 2577 code for a protein of 808 amino acids. The record is from RefSeq and is a predicted model, not a curated record.
CUAUCUGUCAAACAGUUUUCAUUCAUCGUGUGUUGAAAUGAUCACAACUUGAAAGUAUUGUUUGUUACCGAUUGAAUUACUGUUAUUUCUGAUAAUAUCUGCGCAGUGUGUGUCGUACUGUGCAGGAGACAUCAGUUCUUAUACCGCGAUAUGAAAACGAACAAAGCGGUUGAGAAUGUGGAGAUCACACCAUCUAAAAAGAAACUGACACAGGCUCGCUUGCCUUUCAAGCUUAUUAGCGAAGAUGCUUCAACCCCAGUGGCUCCUCCGACGAGGAAGAGGAAGCUCUCGGCAGACGGAACGGAACCCGCCCCUAAGGGUAAGAUCUGUAAAGAAAAUAACGAACUUGACGAUUUGGUAGUUAUUAGUGAUGACGAGUGUAAAGACAGCCAGAAAUUGGAAAAGGAGGCGAAGGCGAUGAAUCCGUUCGUUAAGCUCGUCGAUACCGCUUGGAAAAAGAAGUUACAGAAAGCAAAGUCUCCUAAAAGACGUAAAAGUAGGAAAAGUACUUCAAAACAGAUUGAAUCUAUUGAAAACAAAAGUGAAACGGAACAAGGUGAUGCCGAGGAUGUUGAAAUGAUGGACGUAGACACUGAGAACCAGGAGCAAACUGAAAACAAACAGAAAUCUCCUAAGGCAAAUCCUAAAUCUAAAAAAACUGAAAUAGAGAAAGAAAACAAAGCUUCUAACGAUGAUCUUCCUGAUGUUGUGGAACUUGAGGACUCAAAUGACUGUCUUGACAUGAAAAAACCAAAUGAAACCGAAAAAGAAUCGGAUACCAACACUGAAGUCAAAGAAACAGCUCCCGUUACUCCUAGAAGUUCAAGAAAGUCAAAGUCAGAAACAGACACAGAAAAAUCAAAUGAAUCUAAGCCAGCUCCAAGGACUCCUGAGCGCAAAGCUAAGGGUAAUAAAGACAAGCCUAACACAUCAUUACCGGCCAAGUUGAAUGAGUCUGUCUCCAGCCCGUCAACCCCAAAACGCAACAGUAGGAGUUCUUCUGUCACAAAUAGCCUCAAUGAUUCAGUCAGCGAGUCCGCUAGCACACCGGCGGCCAACUUAACUCCAAAACAGUUGCAAAAAAAAUUAGAAUCUGCUAAGAAGCGGGAAGAGCGAGAAAAAGAAAAGCAGGAACGUGAAAAGAAGCGACAAGAAGAAAAAGAAGAAAAGGCUAAACAGAGACAGGAGAAGGAAGAUGCCAAAAAGCGGGAGCGAGAGGAAAAAGAGGAGCAGAAGAGAAAAGAAAGGGAAGAGAAGGAGAAGCAAAAGGAGUUGGAAAAAAAAUUAAGAGAGGAAAAGGAAGAGCAAAAGAAAAAGGAACGGGAAGAAAAAGAAGAACAAAGACGCAAAGAGAAAGAGGAAAAAGAAGAACUGAAACGCAAAGAAAAAGAGGCCAAAGAGGAGGAAAAACGCAAGAAACAGGAAGCGCUAGAACAUGAGAAACAGGAACUGGAACUUAAGAAGAAAAAAGCAGCAGAAGCGUUUGUUAACUUCUUUGUACCGAAACAGAAGGAAGAACCAAAAGCCGUAGUUAGCCAGAACAGUAUUCUAUCUAGUUUUACCAUAAAAGCUGAUAUGAGAUUAGCUCCAUUGAUACGCGUGGAACUCUCUGAUACGCAGAAGCAAGAUAUGGAUCAAUUAAUGAGUGGUCAAAAAUUGGUGGAAAAGGAUCUUUAUUUGAAGAAUUUGAAGAAGGAAGGUGUUAAAAUAGGAUGUAGCGGGAAGACUUGGCCGCUGACUGAUAAAGAAGAUGAUUGUAUGAUUGUUGAGGACGAGCUACCUCCAAUAGAGGGCGCUGACGAAGUACUGGCUUGCGAGCCAGCCACAAGGGAAAAGCUUCGUCCAAAGCUGUUCAGCUUCCAUGAAAACAAGCGACCACCUUAUUGGGGAACUUGGAGGAAGAAGAGUUCCUUCGUCACAGCUAGGAGACCUUUCGGACAGGAGAAGCAACUAGACUACGACGUGGACAGCGACGAGGACUGGGAGGAGGAGCAGGAGGGCGAGAGCCUCGACGGCAGCGUGGCCGGCGACGACGACGAGCCGGACGACGACUACGAGGUCGACAACGAGGUGUUCGUGCCGCACGGAUAUCUCAGCGACGAGGAAGCCACAAUGGAUGAGGAAGAAGACAAAGACAACGUCCUAUCCCUUUCCCCCGAAACGCAAAAGGCACGCCUCAAAAACCUAGAAGACGAAUUCGAGUCCGAAAUGAAGAAACCUACAGAAAAACUAAAACCUCGGCUCUAUGGUCUAAUAUGGGAAACUAAAGAUGGCGGCAAACCAGAAAACUGCAUCGACGCUCUAUGGAAUUAUUUCGGGAAAUUCUCUAUGAUCAUGGAUGACGCAUCUAUUGACAGUCUGUUACAACCACCGUCUGAGCCACAGGAACCAGAAAAGAAAAAAAUUAAAAAGAAGAAAGUAGCCGAAAGAGAGCAACAGAGCCCUAAGAGCGAGAAAAAGAAAAAGGCCAAAUCAGAAAACAAAGAAACUAAGAAAGUUAAGCCUGAGCCGAAGCAGGAAGCUAAGAAAAAUCAACCUGGUAUUAACUCAUUUUUAACUAAAUUAAAAUCGACUUAAAAUUUUAGAUUGAAUGUGACCAGAGAUUAAUAAAUAAAGACUGCUAAUCUUUACACAAAGUGGCAUUCUUUUUUGGAACAAAAAUUUAGAUAGUUUUGAAAUGUUAUGAGUUUCAUAUAAUUUGUAUGGCGUUAGGAGUUCGCUUGCUAUUGAAGCGCCAUCUAGUGAAGUAAGUGGUAGCUAGGUGACAGUUUCGAAUAUAUAAUAUGGAACUGAGACGUAAAACUCGCCAUCUGUAGGAUUUUUAAUAUGAAACAUGUGUGAAGAUUAGCAAUCUUAAUUGUUUACUGAUCUCUGGUGUGUCUAUUUAUAAUUUAAUAUUAUUCAGACAAGCAAGAUAUUGAGAACAGCAAUUAUUACGGAAUGAUUAGCUUAGUUUUAUAUCAUUUAAUUCAUUAGUUAAGUAGCAAAUAGAUAAAUAUCAUAAUGUGCAUAGUUGUUGUUACUAUGUAUCUCAGUAUAUUUUUAUUAUCUGUUAUACCACAGACAACUUGCCGAAUAGAUGCGUUAAGUCAAAUAAAAAUUCAGAAAAUAUUAUUUAGCGUACAAUCAGCAACUCUACUGACUUGACAGCAACUCUAUUGGUCCCUUAUUAUCCCUUUUCAUACAAUUUUACAAGCCUCCAUUACAUAUUUAAUUUAUGUUUUAUUCCUUUCUUACAAAUAGUUAAGUCAAAAUGGUAGAUUCAGACAAGAGAUUAUUAUCUAAUUGAGGUUUGUACCUUGUUGUAGAAUCAUGCUGUUCCUUUCUAAUGUAUGGCACUAUCCCUUUCGGCUAUUUAGGGUUAUCAAAAUUCAAGUGAAAUAUGAUCUGUGGUUAUGCACGCAUAGGGACGUCAAGUUGUGCCAAUCCUAAUAAUUGUUCGGAGCAAUGCUGAGCCGGACGGAGCCGAGCAUGACCGAGAGGAGUGUCGCCCCACCGGCGUUGUGCACUAUGACCUAAUUUUGACUUAGUAUAAUUUUCCUUGACUUUGCUCGUCUAUUAGGUUACUUGGUUGUGUCUUUACAUAAGAUUUGCACUGACUUUUAUAUGACAGAGUUAUUAAUGCAUGUUACUACAGUUUUGAACUUCCUAAAUUAUUAAAAUAAUUAAAACACGGCAGGCACGAUUAAAGUUGUAAAUACUAUUCAUUUUAUUAUCAUUAAAAUCUUGUUUACAUAAUAAUUGUAGCAUAUUUUAAAAUAUACGAUAAUUUUAUA